UGGACUAAAUACAGGGAACAUAGGGAGCGAGAGAAACACAGACCUGAAAGGGGAACAGGCGAAAAACAACAUGACCGAGGAUACGGACUAAUUAACACGGAAACAAGACUGAGGUCAAAGACAGAUCCUACCACAGGGAACUAGACACAAGAGGACGUGCAACGAGAAGAGAAAACCUGAGGUUUGUGUCCACACUAUGAGGAAAGCAGCCCCACCGAACAUCAUCCUAAAGAGAAGGAACCAACAACAGGAGAAGAUGAUCUGCAGGAUCCUGCUGCUCAUCAUCCUCACCUCAUGUGUCUCUGGAUCAUUUGUAGUCAAUGUGACACAGACCUCCUAUCAGGCAGAGGAGAACCACAACAUCACACUGGAGUGGACGUUCACCAAACCUGACAGAUCCACCAAAACCCGUAUCAUCCUCUGUGAACUCUUCGUCAGUGAUAAACUCUCAGUCCUGUAUCAUGUUCAUGAAGGUGUUGAGGUGUCAGAGUCUCAGGAUGCAAAGUUUUCAGGACGAGUCCAGAGUGACAAAGACGCCCUCAGAGAAGGACGAAUCAGACUUCAACUGUCCAGACUCAGGACUGAUGACUCGGGUCUGUACCUGUGUGAGGUCAACACUGAUUAUGGCUUCAGUGUUGGAAGAUGUCGACUCAACGUCACUGCUGCUGAUCAGCUCCGACCUCAGAGAUCAACUUUAAGUGGAGAAGUAAAGAGUUGGGGACAGAACAUGCUGAGCACUAUACAGGGUCUAACAGCACUAACAGCUCCUCUGUCUGCCAUGCUGGCUGCUUUCAUUUGGUUUAUUGUAGGAAGGAAAUAAAAGAGCAAAAUCAAAAAGCAAGUUACCCUCAAACUACAGACUACACGACUCUCUUCCUUUAACUAGUGGCGGAAAAUAAUUUAUGAAAUAAAAUGUGAAAUUUCCUGGUGUUGAAUUGAAGUUAAUGCAGCUGAAAUAAUCAGUGAUCAUGUAAAUAAUGUUGUAGAAUAAAAAAGCUUCUAAAAUGA
Oreochromis niloticus (Nile tilapia) is the source of this 1008-nucleotide messenger RNA. RefSeq lists its product as uncharacterized. Gene Ontology annotation, biological process: cellular response to lipopolysaccharide; negative regulation of T cell proliferation; T cell costimulation. The record is from RefSeq and is a predicted model, not a curated record. The coding region runs from base 197 to 820 and encodes 207 amino acids. Lineage: Eukaryota; Metazoa; Chordata; Actinopteri; Cichliformes; Cichlidae. Gene Ontology annotation, cellular component: external side of plasma membrane. The transcript has 5 exons.